Molecule: messenger RNA, 4246 nt
Organism: Cynocephalus volans (Philippine flying lemur)
Lineage: Eukaryota; Metazoa; Chordata; Mammalia; Dermoptera; Cynocephalidae
Gene: LPIN1
Product: lipin 1
Exons: 21
Coding region: 170-2953 (927 amino acids)
Biological process (GO): fatty acid catabolic process; cellular response to insulin stimulus; positive regulation of transcription by RNA polymerase II
Cellular component (GO): mitochondrial outer membrane; nucleus
Molecular function (GO): phosphatidate phosphatase activity; transcription coactivator activity
Source: RefSeq, a predicted model, not a curated record
CCGCCAAGCCCCGGCCUCCGCCGUGCCAGGCCUGCAGCCUCCGGCGGGGUGGGACGGGACGGUUCGCGGCCCGGAGGCACUGGGGGUUCGGGGCGAGGCCGGGGCUCGGCCAGGGGACCCGAAGACCGGCGACCGAGCUCUGUCCCCGCGGUCCUUUCCGGCACAGACCAUGAAUUACGUGGGGCAGUUAGCCGGCCAGGUCUUUGUGACCGUCAAGGAGCUCUACAAGGGGCUGAACCCCGCCACCCUGUCAGGAUGCAUAGACAUCAUAGUUGUUCGCCAGCCCAACGGGAAUCUCCAGUGCUCCCCUUUCCACGUGCGCUUCGGGAAGAUGGGGGUCCUGCGCUCCCGAGAGAAAGUGGUUGACAUCGCAAUCAAUGGGGAAUCUGUGGAUUUGCACAUGAAGCUGGGAGAUAACGGAGAAGCAUUUUUUGUUCAAGAAGCUGAUAAUGAUCAGGAAGUGAUACCCAUGUACCUGGCCACCUCCCCCAUUCUGUCAGAAGGAGCCACAAGAAUGGAAUGCCAACUGAAAAGGAACUCUCUAGAUAGAAUAAGAAGCCUGGACACCAACAUGCCAGCCCAAGUUAUACCUCCCAGUGAGACCCCUUCAAGUGGCUCUUUAGGCAAGAAGAGAAGGAAAAGGAGGAGAAAGUCCCAACUGGAUAGCCUGAAAAAAGACGACAACAUCAACACGUCUGAAGACGAGGACAUGUUUCCCAUAGAGAUGAGCUCCGACGAGGACAUGGAGCCUCUGGACAGCAGCAGAACUCUUCCUGAUGAUAUACCUCCAUUCCAAGAUGACGUGCCUAUGGAAAACCUUUCCUCAGUCUCAAGUUAUCCUCAGUCGGCAUCAUACCCUAAUUCAGAUAGAGAGUGGUCACCUAAUCCAAGUAGCCUGGUAGAUUGCAAAAGGACCCCCCCUCAUCUUGCAGCUGCGGCCAAGGGAGGUCUUUCUAGUUCUUGCCCGCCACAGUCUGCCCACUUCCAUGCUUCGGAAAGUCCUUCAGGUUCCAGACCUUCAACACCUAAAAGUGAUUCAGAAUUGGUCAGUAAAUCCAUGGACAGGACAAUGCAAAAGAAUAACCUAGAAAUGCUUUGGCUUUGGGGAGAAUUGCCCCAAGCUGCAAAGUCGACUUCUCCGCACAAGAUGAAAGACUCCAGCCCACUGAACAGUAGAAAAACGUGUGAGAAAAUUCACUUUCAGGCCAUUCACAGUGAAUCUUCAGAUACCUGCAGUGACCAGUCACCAACAUUGGCUGGGGGGCCACUUUUAGACCAGAACAAGUCUCAGAUGGAAAUGCAGUUUGUGAAUGAAGAGGACAUGGAGGCCUUGGGAGCGACAGCCCUGCCUUUACCUAUGAUUGAAGAGCUCAAAGCCCCCUCUGCCAGUGUCGUGCAGAUGGCGAACAAGACGGAUUCUCCUUCCAGGAGAAAAGAUAAAAGAAGUCGACAUCUCGGUGCUGAUGGCGUGUACUUGGAUGACCUCACAGAUAUGGAUCCUGAGGUGGCCGCCCUGUAUUUUCCCAAAAACGGAGACCCUUUGGGGCUCGCCAAACACGCCAGCGACAGCGGAGCCCGGUCAGCCAACCAGUCCCCGCAGUCCAUGGGCAGUUCGGGCGUCGACAGUGGCGUGGAGAGCACCUCGGACGGCUUGAGAGACCUGCCGUCCAUUGCUAUCUCCCUGUGCGGGGGCCUCGGGGACAACAGGGAGAUAACGCGAGAUGCCUUUUUGGAACAGGCUGUGUCAUAUCAACAGUUUGUGGACAACCCUGCUAUCAUCGAUGACCCCAAUCUUGUGGUAAAGAUUGGGAAUAAAUAUUAUAACUGGACAACAGCAGCACCUCUACUCCUGGCAAUGCAGGCCUUCCAGAAACCUCUGCCAAAGGCCACUGUGGACUCUAUCAUGAGGGAUAAGAUGCCCAGAAAGGGAGGAAGAUGGUGGUUUUCAUGGAGGGGAAGAGGCACCACAGUCAAAGAGGAAAACAAGCCAGAGCAGUGCUUGGCUGGGAAGGGCCACAGUACUGGAGAGCAACCGUCCCAUCUUGGCGUGGCCACCAGAAUAAAGCAUGAAUCAUCCUCCAGUGAUGAUGAGCACGCAGCUGCCAAGCCGACGAACGCAGGCCACCUCCCUCUUUUGUCUAACGUCAGUUACAGAAAGACUCUCCGGCUCACUUCAGAGCAGCUGAAAAGCUUGAAGUUAAAGAAUGGCCCAAAUGACGUGGUUUUCAGCGUCACCACACAGUACCAAGGCACCUGCCGCUGCGAAGGUACCAUCUAUUUGUGGAACUGGGACGAUAAGGUCAUCAUUUCUGAUAUUGACGGGACAAUCACGAGAUCUGAUACUCUUGGCCACAUUUUGCCCACCCUUGGGAAGGAUUGGACCCACCAGGGCAUUGCUAAACUGUACCAUAAAGUGAGCCAAAAUGGGUACAAGUUUCUCUACUGUUCUGCACGUGCCAUCGGGAUGGCAGACAUGACAAGGGGCUACCUGCACUGGGUCAACGAGAGGGGCACGGUGCUGCCACAGGGACCGCUGCUGCUUAGUCCAAGCAGCCUCUUCUCUGCCCUGCACAGAGAAGUGAUUGAAAAGAAGCCAGAAAAGUUUAAAGUCCAGUGUUUGACAGACAUCAAAAACCUGUUUUUCCCAAAUACAGAUCCCUUUUAUGCUGCUUUUGGAAACCGACCGGCUGAUGUGUAUUCAUACAAGCAAGUAGGAGUGUCUUUGAAUAGAAUAUUUACUGUCAAUCCUAAAGGAGAACUAGUGCAGGAACACGCCAAGACCAACAUCUCAUCGUAUGUGAGGCUCUGUGAAGUGGUUGACCACGUUUUCCCAUUGCUGAAAAGAAGCCAUUCUUCAGACUUCCCGUGUUCGGAUACUUUCAGUAAUUUCACCUUCUGGAGAGAGCCACUGCCACCUUUUGAAAACCAGGACGUCCAUUCUGCUUCCACAUAAGAUGUGCAAGCAGCCUGGAGCCAGCAGUGCAGAAGCCUAGGCGCCACGCAUUAAAGGAUAGGUUGUGAGCAUGCGCAGCUACAGCUCGGGAGCCUGUGUGCCGUCGUUUGCUUAAGAGCAGCGGGGAUGGAGAAGCAUUUCUCCCCCGCCUCACCUUCAGGGGUAACACUUCUAAGUGAAAUACGGAGGGUGUAUUUGUAGGCGAGGAAUCGGGUACACGCAUAGUGUGGAAAGCAUUCCUUGGUUGUGGCUUAAUGCCUAUUCCAACACUGCAUUCUCAAUCCGCUGCAGAGAUUAGUUAUUGCUUAAUGUGCAGUGUGGGCUUGUGAAACCUGAGCAGAAGGUGGCUGUGCAAGGGCUGUCCCGGCUAAUGACAGUGUCAAUUGAGCCAGCUGUGCACGGUUUUUGGUAGAAGAGGGGGCACAUUUCCAUUAUAGUGACGUUAGUGCCGCUUUCUUCUGCACACAGCCGGGAGGGCUGUCUUGGGUAACAUGUCCUGGAUCUGAGGUCCCUGAAGGGAAUUCAGACCUCACUGGGUCUGGGCCUUGGCCUUGUAGAUGUUUCCUUGCAGUAUUUGCUGACUAGUCUCAUUUUUAGCUGAUAAAUUCUUCUUUAAUUCCUUUGGUUAAAGAUAGUCUAUGAAAUUGGCAUAUUUUCCGCCAUUUUUUGUGGCUCAAGGCUGGUUUAUGCCUUAAUGCAUCUGCGGCAGAUAUUUUAUUUAGAAUGUGCUGUGUUUAGCUCUUGGUAACUUUGUAAUGCCUUAAAUUAAAAUGAUAGUAAAUAUUAGUAAGGCAGUGUUUUGGAUCAGUUCAACACUCUGCCAGCAUCCUUUUAUCCAGCGAGGUGGUGCUGAUAACAUGGACUUGCACAGAGCUUAUGCCAAAUGAUGAUGAUUUCAGUUUUUGUGGGGAGCGCUCAAAAGAAACUACUUGAUUUUAAGAAAAUAGUUUCAAGAAAUUAAAUUAUAUUCUUUGUAGAUAUUAUUUAUUUACUCUGAUUGGGUUCCUGUUAGAAGCAUUUUAUCCAUAUUCCUUCUAUUACACCUGUCAUUAAUACAUUAAAAAGAUAUGUGUUAGACUAUCCAAAGAGCACUAUUCUAUAAUUCCAUACACUGGACUUCCUUUUGGAAUUUAUGAGUAAUUUAUUUUCCUUAGCUUUUCUCACUCAAAUUAAGAGAAAGUUAAAAAAUAAUGAUUUGAGUGACAUUCUUUAAGCUGUGAGGUGAUUCUUUUACUGGUUAUUUAAAUUGGCCUGUAAAGAGAACAGUUAAGUAAAAGAAUUAUUUUGGUUAAA